Messenger RNA from Liolophura sinensis, 1659 nucleotides. RefSeq names its product C-type mannose receptor 2-like. The coding region runs from base 112 to 1575 and encodes 487 amino acids. The record is from RefSeq and is a predicted model, not a curated record. Lineage: Eukaryota; Metazoa; Mollusca; Polyplacophora; Chitonida; Chitonidae. Gene Ontology annotation, molecular function: serine-type endopeptidase inhibitor activity. The transcript has 12 exons.
AUCGGGUAAGACCUCAAUUGAAUCAACACAGCUGAAGCAGAGGUACGAAUGAGACACGACUUCUAUUGAACACGGAUUCGUUGGCAUAGAAAGUGGGUCAAACGUCAAGCCAUGACUCCAAUCCUUGCAUUUGUUUUCGUACAUAUUACCAGCGCUCUGGUGGCUGCAUCCUGUCCACUAGGCUGGCAAUCGUUUGGAGAGUUCUGUUAUGUCGGCUUUCCUGGAGUUAGUAGGACAUAUUUGGAGGCCUACUUAGUAUGCAGCCGAAACUCCAUGGGAAACCUAGCUUCCAUUCUGUCAAAAGAGGAAGAAGACUUCAUUGACAACGUUGUGCUCGAAGAAACCUUUGGCUCAGCGGAAAAGUGGUGGAUCGGCUUGUCUAGGGGGUUGACGUGUGGAAGCAAUAACGAGUACACGUGGUCCGACUUUUCUAUUGUGGAAUACCUGAACUGGGCAGAGAACAGAACAAAUGAGAAUACAACCGAACAGUGUGUCUCCUUCAAAAGGGGUGUGGGCUUGGAGCCUACGGACUGUAAUGCCAAGAUAGCCACGAUUUGCAAGCAGAAGGCAUCAGGGACAAGAGUGUGUAACUCUUCCGCAAACCUGAUCGGUGAAAAAUGUGUACAAGAAUUCUCAACAAACUUAACCCAACCUCAGGCUGAAAUGGACUGUAAUGCACGAGGAGGCAAUCUGCUCAGCAUUCAUACCCUGUUCGAACAGAGUGUCGUUCAGGAAUAUUUCACGAUGCGCAGUUUAUCCAAAUCUUUUUGGAUAGGACUCCGGGGGGACGAUGCUAAAGGCGAAUUUGUAUGGACGGACAUGUCGGAAGUGAACUACGUGAACUGGAACACUCUGGAGCCAGACGAGGCAGAUUUAAAGAACGUCGGUGCUCUUCUUACACUUGACGAUGGACUUGGUGAAUGGUUUGACGCUUCGGAUCAAAUGAAGAGACCUUAUUUGUGUCAGUUUGACCUAUUGGGCAAUUGUUCUCUGACAUGUCCCACUGGCUUUGUAAGGAACAACUGCGGUGUAAAGCUUUGUCAGUGCAAAGACCCGUGUAAGGACGUGGUAUGUGAAUCUUUCGAAGUUUGCAAGGAAGGACGUUGUGUUGGACCUGUUUGUCCGGUAUGUGAGUGCAAGACGUGUAAAACUGGUUACGUCAUUGACCGAGAUGGCUGUCAAACGUGUCGUUGCAAAGAUCCGAAAUGUGAGCGGGUCAAGUGUGAAAAAGGAUGCACCUGUAUUUCCGGACAUUGCUGCCCGAACAGCGUAUUGUCUCAGAAGUGCGACGAUCCUUGUGCUGACUACAACUGCGGCUACUUUAAAGUCUGCAAACCAUACUGCAAUUGCCUUGCCAAAUGCGUCAGACGCUUUCCACGCAAAUGGCGCCGUGGACGACGUCAUCGGGGCCACAAACGCCGCCGUGGCCACAAACGUCACCGUGGCCACAAACGCCACCGUGGCCACAAACGUCACCGUGGCCACAAACGUCACCGUGGCCACAAACGUCACCGUGGACACAAACGUUACCGUGGCUACAAACGUCGUGGAGGUUACAGGCGCAACAGACAUUAGAAACGUCACAGCCAUCGCGGUUACAGCUGUAAUGAAUGUAAAAGUCUGUCAGUCAAUGUAUUUAAAAUUAUGACUUUUGAAUAA